UGCUGCUGUGCAUACUCCCGGGGGGCAGGAGGGACCCAUGCCCCCCCCAGAUCUGUACUCGGGGCAGGGACAGGCUGCGGGCUUGAGUUCCCGUCCUGCUUCCCUCGGGGCUUCUGGAGCCAGCGGGUGCAACCUGGCAUGGCUGGGCAUAGUGGGGCCACACAAGGAUUCCUUGCUGCUUGUCACCCACUUCGCUGCCCGGGUGAUUCACCUUCUGUGCUUGUUGCUGCUUUGAGGAGCACAGCCCUGUACCACUGCCCUCACUGCCUUCAUAGAUUCAUAGAUUAUAGAGUUGGAAGGGACCCAGUGGAUCAUUGUGUCCGACCCCCUGCCCUUGGCAGAAAAGAGGACUGAGGUCAGAUGACCCCAGCCAAGUGAUUGUCAAGCCUCUUGAAGACCUCCAUGUUAGGUGACAGCACCACUUCUUUUGGAAGCCCAUUCCAGACUCUGGCCACCUUUAUUGUAAAAAAAUUCUUCUUAAUGUCUAGCCUAAAUCUACUCUCCACUAGUUUGCACCCAUAAUUCCUAGUUACUCCCUGGGGCGCUCUGGAAAACAGCAUAUCCCCAGUUCCCUGCUGUCUUUCUCUGAUAAAUUUAUAGGUGGCCGCAAGGUCACCUCUCAGCCGUCUUUUGUAUGGGCUGAAGAGAUCCAGAUCUCUCAACCUCUCCUCGUAGGGUCUUUCACGGAGGCCACUAAUCAUGCAGGUGGCCCUCCUCUGAACCCUUUCCAGAUCCUCCGUGUCCCUCUUGAAGUGCGGGGCCAAAAACUGGACACGGUACUCCACCUGUGGCCUGACUAGUGAUGCACAGAGGGGGAGCAUCACCUCCCUCCAUCUGUUAGUCAUGCAUCUGCUAAUACACGACAAGGUGUGAUUGGCUUUGUUGAUGGCCUUGUUGCACUGCCAGCUCAUGUUCAUCUUGGAGUCAACUAUGACUCCAAGAUCUUUCAGCCUCUGAGCUGCUGAGGAGGACAUCCCUCAACCUGUAGGUGUGCUGGGGAUUCCUCCUUCCUAGGUGGAGUACCUUAUGUUUAUCUUUGUUGAAUUGCAUCCUAUUAUGUUCUGCCCAUUGAUUUAACCUGUCCAUGUCGGCCUGAAUCUGCUCCCUGCCCUCUGGUGUAUUAACUUUGCCCCAUAAUUUGGUAUCAUCUGUGAACUUGGAGAAGGUGCUCAACACACCCUCAUCCAAAUCACUGAUGAAGAUAUUAAAUAAUACUGGCCCAAGGACUGAACCCUGUGGGAACCCACUGCCCACCUCCUUCCAGGUUGAAAAUGAUCUGUCAACCACCACUCUGGGUGCGAUCCCUUAGCCACCCACCUAACUGUGUAGGUGUCCAUUCCACAGCUCAUUAGCUUCCCUAUGAGAACAGGAUGCAAUACUGUGUUGAAGGCCUUCCUAAAAUCCAGGUAGAUGACAUCGGCCUCCGCUCCUGUGUCGUGGCAGUGUGUGACCUGGUCAUAAAAGGCUAUAAGGUUUGUCAGGCAGGAUCUACCUGCGACAAACCUGUGCUGGUUUCCAUUCAGCAUUGUUUCCCCUGUUGGACUUUCACAAAUAUGCUCUUUGAUGAUUUUUUCCAGUAUUUUCCCAGGGAUAGAGGUAAGACUGACUGGCCUAAAGUUACCCGACUCGUCCCUUCUCCCCUUCUUAAAAAUGGGCACCAUGUUGGCCUUUUUCCAGUCCUCAGGGUACUUACUGUCCGUGCAGGUUCACGUUGCUGGGGCAGCAGUGGGGUGAGAAGCAGCAAGGAGGAAGUUUUCCGCCCAGGUCUUCUGCUCCCUGCAGCACUGGGUUGUGGAGGGAAAAGCAAGGUGGUGGGUCGCUCCCAGUGUGAUGCUCCACCUACCUGACCUGCCUCACAGUUCACCAGCCGCGCCUGGCACAUGCACUUCACAUACAUACACAUGCACACUUUGCACACACACUUCACACAUGCUUUACACCUUGUCCCACAAGAUCAACAUGUGGGACAGUGGGUGACGUUUUUCACCCAGUGAAGCACAUCAGCUCUACUGGGACACAUCUGUCUUUUGGUGAUGCCUGUUUCUAGCCUAAGAUAAUGCCCUGCCUUGCCUUCUUUCUGGACUACCUUUGGGUUAAAAGCUAGCAGGCAAUUACCUCCCCUCCCCGAUAUGGUUGGAUAGAGUGAAAGCAAAGCGCUGCCCUGGGAUACCUACGGGCUGCUGGUCCCUGAUCCUAGUACAGUUUUCAUUAUCUUGCACAACUGAUGUAAAUUAUACCAAGGCAUACAUUUGUCCAGGGCCAAAGAUGAAUUGCAUUGUUGUUAAGACUAUUUUGGGGCUUUAUAGCUAGGUUGUAGCCGUAUUGGUCUCAAGGCAAAAGCAAUCAGGGUUUAUGGUAGAGGUUAUAUCUUUAAUCUAGUUGGUCUAAUACAAAAUAUAAUCUCUACCAUGAGUCCUGAUUGCUUGGGGCUUUAUAGUAAUUUACAAGGGUACCACAUUUAAAAUUUUAAUUGUAUGUAUUUUAAUAAAACUAACAGUACCUUUGUGCCAUAAUAGGGCGAGAGUGUUGCAGUUGUGAUGGUCCAGGAAAUAUGUGAGAAACAAUGUUUUUUUGAUAGUUGAGCAGUCCAGUAAAUGAUAUCGUCAAAACCUCUUGCUUCUAGUUUUAAUUCUAGAAUAGGUAUUCUCAACUCUUCCAGGAUACAUAUAAGACUAAUGCUUGAAUUCUAAAACUACUCUGUAAAUGGCUCUGCUGGUGAAUUUCCUAAGACAACUGCUAGAAUACUUUGGCAUGCCAGCUGAUGAGGCCAUGCCUCUGUGGGUAGCUUGUCAAGACCGUGCCAGAAUCAGCCAUCUGAUUGACACCUGUUUUCCUCCAACAUCCUUUACAAGGAGGUACUUCCAUCAUAUGCGUACUAUCAUCAGGAAAUAUCAGUUGAAGGUUAUAUUGGUUUGGCAAAAAAAGGAGUAUGGAUCUACUCGAAGCAUUGUUCGUAAGCUUGGGACAAUUCUCUCUUUACAACCUUGUCCAAGACCUCAGUUGCAGCUGGUUCAAGAUGUCCAUCCCUUGGAUUAUGAUGAGAAAAGUACAACUCCAACUCUUGUAGUUCCAUCUCUGGGUGAUAUCUUGUGGGUGGCAAAUGAUGAGGGACAAGCUUCUACUAGAUUUAGGGCUGAAUCAUGGGGAAAGAAAAAAAGUGCAGUUCACCGUAAUGUGCCUCCAACUACAACUUCUAUGCCAACUGUUCCAAAGAAUAGAGGACAAGACAAUUUUGUGAAUGAAGAAGCAAUAAAAAAAAUUUCUGCACUUGAAGAUGAACUAACCCUUCUUCGUGCUCAAAUUGCUGCAAUUGUUGGAGCACAGGGAUCAAGACACGCUUCAGAAGCCUUGAAUACAUUUGCCACUCCCGAUGAAUCUUACCCACUGCCAACAAUGACUUCUACACCAUUGUCCAUCUUGCCAGGUCACUUUGCAAUUCCUUCACCUCCACUUCCACCACCCCCACCGCACUCUGGCUUUGAUGUCAGUAAUUCAGCAAUUGAGCUUAUAAAACAACGUUGUGCUGCAAGGAAGACUACAUCAACAAUUAUUGAUGAUAUUGAACAUCAGAGAAAUAAGUGUGUCCCUAGUAUGAUGGAUGUUUUGAAGGACCUAAACAAGGUCCAAUUGCGAACUGUUGAGAGGUCACCAGGUGGUACUCCUCUUCCUAGGACAAAAAAAAGGCGGAGUUUGCCGUUGGAUCCAGUAUCUUUACUCACUCGGGCUCUAAAACAGAAAUUUGCACAUCAAACUUAUGAUGAUGAUUCAUCAGACAAAGAAAACAGAUCUUUUGAUGCCUCUCCAUUUUCCAGUCCAGAAGCCCCAAUGGUUGGACGUCACGUUUUGAAGCCAAACAUAAAGAAUAACCUUAUUGGAGCUAAGGAGCUAAAACAGGUGUCAACACUGAAAGCAAGAUCACAUAUUUAACAGGUGCAGAUCUCCUGGGAGAAAUGAAGUAACAUGUAUACUUUAGAGUGGUGGGACCACUUCAGCAAUUUGUUGGAAAACAUGUCCCAGGAUAUAGCAAUCCAGAAUACUUGGAGCUAGGACUUGUAAAACUACUAUUUUCUUUCUAUUAGAGUGUCCCAACAGCCAAGCUUGUGAAGGUGUUGUUUGCUUUUAUAAUAAAUAGGGCAUUUAGCUGCAUAUAGCUACAAAGCAGUGUGUUCAAAGCUACACUAUUAGAUGCUUGGAAUGGGAAACCUGUGGAAGUAGAUCAUGUGCAAAAAGACUGUAUUUUUCUUAGUAUGGAAGCUGAAACAUGGCAGCUUCUAAACGAUAUGAAUAGAUGAGGAAAUUAAGACGAACAGGUUUAUACCAUGGUAGUCAUUAUUUUUCUUUGAUCAAGCAGAUGCAAUGUAUCCUUGAGUUUCCUUGUUGCUUGCUAAAGCAAUUCUGUUUGUAUGUGGAAUGCUGUUUCCUAAUUUAUUAUGGGUAAAUCAAGAAACUUAUGUCUCCAUAAUUUGUAGAGGCAGUUUUUCUUGUUUUAAGUUAGAUUUGGGCUUGAUGUUCACUGCCUGAAAUGUGAGAGUUGUGUUCUAUGUUUAAAGAAGCUCUGGAGAGAUUUCUGUUUGUACAAGCAUAGUAUAAAUACAUUAUGGAAACUAUGCUGUCUUCCCCUUUUGCUUGUUUCUAUUUUGUUGACAUUUUGUUGAGAGAGCCUAUACAAUAAAUAUUAUUUUUUAUCA
Messenger RNA from Alligator mississippiensis (American alligator), 4688 nucleotides. RefSeq names its product mitochondrial fission regulator 2 (gene MTFR2). Gene Ontology annotation, biological process: aerobic respiration; mitochondrial fission. The coding region runs from base 2704 to 3927 and encodes 407 amino acids. Gene Ontology annotation, cellular component: mitochondrion. The record is from RefSeq and is a predicted model, not a curated record. The transcript has 9 exons. Lineage: Eukaryota; Metazoa; Chordata; Crocodylia; Alligatoridae.